This is a messenger RNA of Colossoma macropomum (tambaqui), 2350 nucleotides long. RefSeq names its product iodothyronine deiodinase 2 (gene dio2). The transcript is spliced from 2 exons. Lineage: Eukaryota; Metazoa; Chordata; Actinopteri; Characiformes; Serrasalmidae. The record is from RefSeq and is a predicted model, not a curated record. Gene Ontology annotation, molecular function: thyroxine 5'-deiodinase activity.
GACGUCACGGUCCUACCGCAGGACGAGCUGGCGGUUUGUCUGAAAGGCGGGAAUGGUGGAGGGUAUAAAAGAGGCUCCUUCUCACCGGGGAGCCUUUGGAAGUGCAACAGGAAGAGGAGAGGGGGGCAGAGAGUGGCAAAAGUGGCGAAAGUGUCACUCACUCCAGCCUGCACAGCGCCUCCCACCCAGCGAAAACGCGCGCGCCUGGAUCUGCCCCCGUUGCUCCAAAUUUGAUGACGGUGCGCGAGGUCUACCAUGAGCCUGGACAGGUGAGGUGUGGGGUCAGGGGACCCCCCGGGCGACGGCGGAAAAUGGGCGCACUGAGCGUGGACCUGCUGGUCACCCUGCAGAUCCUGCCCGGCUUCUUCUCCAACUGCCUCUUCUUCGUGCUGUACGACUCGGUGGUUCUGGUGAAGCGCGUGGUGUCUCUGCUGAGCUGCUCGGGCUCCGGGGGCGAGUGGCAGCGCAUGCUGACCGCGGCGGGCCUGAAGUCCAUCUGGAACAGCUUCCUGCUGGACGCAUACAAGCAGGUGAAACUGGGGGAAGCAGCUCCAAACUCUAAAGUGGUGAGGGUCCCUGGAAUCAGCAGCUGCCGAUGGAGCACUGGUGGAAAAAGCACGGACGAGUGCCACCUGCUGGACUUUGAAUCGUCGGGGCGACCCUUGGUGGUCAACUUUGGCUCGGCCACCUGACCCCCAUUCAUAAGCCAGCUACCGGUCUUCCGGCGGCUGGUCGAGGACUUUUCGGAUGUGGCAGACUUUCUGCUGGUGUACAUUGACGAAGCUCACCCCUCGGAUGGCUGGGUGGCUCCGCCCAUGAAGCCCUACUCGUUCGAGGUUAGGAAGCACCGGAACCUGGAAGAGCGGGUGACGGCAGCGCGCAAGCUCGUGGAGCUUUUCUCUUUACCCCCACAGUGCCAGCUGGUGGCUGACUGCAUGGAUAACAAUGCCAACGUAGCCUAUGGCGUCUCCUACGAGAGGGUGUGCAUUGUGCAGAAGAAGAAAAUAGCUUAUUUGGGAGGAAAGGGUCCGUUUUAUUAUAACCUUAAAGAUGUACAGCGCUGGCUUGAACAGAGCUAUGGAAAGCGGUAAUUUCUAACCCGGGACGUCAGAAAGCCUCUUUUAUGAAUGGUGGAAUAGUUUAUUUUUGUAUAAUGGAGGGGGAAAAAAAGGAAGGUAAAGUGCUUUCAGAACUGUUUUAAGGUGGCUCCAGUGGCAACACGGGCCAAGCUCCAAGUCAAUUUCCUGAAUUCUCUGAAAUGAUCAACGAGUCUCCUGGGUGGAAUCCAACAUUCCUAACCUCUUUUAUACACAGCGAAUAGAGACACUAAACACUAAGCAUUGCACUUCGAUUUUUGAUAUGACAUUGCUGACCACAGAAAACUGAUUUGUUUGUGCACUAUCAAUAACAGUCAUUUGCCAUUCAUGUAGUAUUACACCGUGUAAUACUUUUUCACAUAAAUAACAUUCAUCGCUUCAAAAAAGAAAAACAAACCAAAUUGUUGAACAGAGAAGAAAGCACAAUUACCCAGCUUUUAUAUAUAAAAAGAUAAUUUAUUUUUGUUGACGUUUUAAUGUUUGUUGUUUUUAAUAUGUGACCUGUUUAUGUAAUACCUUUUUUUCCUGUUUGAAGUUGACAAUCGCUCAUAUUCCGUUUUAGUGGUCAUCUUUUUCAUGCUUGGUACACUGUUACACAUUGCUGGACUGAGAAAGGUAAUGGUGCAGUCUGAGUCCAUUCCCUGCCAAUAGCACAAUUUGAAAAAAUAGAAAUAUAGAUAUAUUCGGGCCUUAAUUUUCUGAAAAAGUGACAUUUUUUUGGAUAAUCUUUGGGAUGGUCAGUGAUGGUGAUGAUACGGUGAUGUAUUGGUACAUGCAAACUGAGGGAUCCAUGAUUGUUGACUGUGGCGAUUCAACGUAGAGCCACGUGGUUCUGCUUGGACACUGCAGCUUUGACACAGUGCACAGGGAAGCUUAUGAGAGAAAUCCAUCUGAAAGUUAAGAGGAAAUGUUGCAGAAAGUGGUUAACCAUUUGAGUCCAGUGAUUCAGGUCCUCAUUUAUCAUCUACAGGCUCUCAUUUAUGUCAAAGACAAACUGGCGUGCGUAUGAAGGCCACUGACGAAAGGCUCCCGAAUCCUGUCUGUGGCUGGAUGAGCAGAGCCACGCCUUUUUGUCCUGACCCAAAUGAGUGUUCCUGUAGAGACGAUGAGCUCUAGCAGUUUUCUUAGGCGCCAUUUACACAUUUACUACACUUGCAUAUUCAGAUAGUCAAACCCAUGUUGUGCAGACCAGCUGCUUUCAUACUAUGAGAGAGAAAAAAAAGGAAAAAUAAAGCUCAUUUUUUUGCUGCUGA